CAUAUUUUGGCGGUUUUAUGGGCCCGAAAAUCGGGGGUUCCGGCAUUAACGUCGCUUGCGCAGAAACGAUUCCGGCGUUGAAAUAUUGCAAGGUAGCCCUACUACCCUAGUAAUGAGCUUGAGUGGGGCGCGAUUCUCUCGCAGGGCGCGACGGCAGCCGGCUAGAGAAUGAAGGCUAAUCACCGUUGGCUACUAGCCAGCGACGUUCAUUUCAAGCUUCACGACCUCGACCGCGUCAUACGUACAGCAGACUGGAUUGCCUCAAUCCCGCAUGAGUAUAACAUCUCCCGUGCCAUUAUCUGCGGUGAUAUCUUCACGGCACGCACUUCACAGCCAACGAAUGUGCUUGCGGCAUGUUAUCGCUUCUUGGACAAGCUAGCUAGCGCCGUGCCGCAUAUGAAUAUCAUCUUGGGCAACCAUGACUUAGCAUAUCGCCGUGACUACACCACUUCCGCUCUGGAACCGCUGGCUAAUGCUCGGUUAGCCCCGUUCGUUACAGUCCAUAGGGAGAUUGCAUGUCACAACUGGGAUGGGAGGCGGGUACUUGUAAUGCCAUUCCGAGAGGACCAAGGCGAAAUUAUCAGAUGCAUACGCGAUCUGGACCCGAAUAUCGCGGCAAAGACGGUGGGAUUCGGACAUUUAGCAAUAAACCGGGCCAUAACUCAGAAGCACAUAAUCGACCCAGAGACAGGAAUGGCAGGGUUGCCUUCCAGGUAUCCAGGCCUUACCAGCGCAAGUGAAUUUGCGCCACUGGCAAGGACAUUUACCGGCCACUUUCACAGUCACCAAACAAUCUUCCAAGCUGCGAACAAGCAACAUCAAGAUCCUCGAGGAAGCGUAACGUACAUUGGGGCACCGUUACAGCUCACCUGGGCAGAUCUGUUCGAUACCAGGAGGGGAGUCAUUUUACUCGACCCCGAAACCCUGGAGACUGAGUUUGUAGAUAAUCCACACGCCGUGGGUUAUACAAGCGUCGAAGCACAAGACGUGCUAGAGGACUGGGUAGACAUCCAACAAGUUCGGGAUAAGCAUGUCAUGAUCACGGGAAAGUUGUCAAUGGGUAACUACAUCGCUGCCAGAGGUCGCCUUAUCAAACUAGGGGUUCGUAGUGUGAGAGACGGGAAACGUGUUGCAUCGGAAUGGCGGUUCAGCCAAGGGAGUCUUGGCAAGACCGUGCUCCCUGCCGAUAUUCAGAGUCGGCGAGAUCAGGAAAAAGAGGGUUCAGAAGACACGGGAAAGGCACAGGCUGACCUUGCUAGUCCACUGACUCUUGUUUCAAAAGAAUUGACGACUAGUAAGGUGGAGCUUGAGCCACUUGACCUGGCUGGACUUAUCCAGGAAUAUGUGUCCUCACUGGACCUUGAAUCUACCCUUGAGGAUAGGCGUGAUACUCUAUCUCUCGUAGGGAAGAGACUCUUCAAUAUCCGCAGUUCCAUCCGCGACAAGGACGGCUCUCAAGUUGAGUAUAGAGAUAUACUUGACCCGUCACCCCAAUCUACUCUCGAUACCCCUGCGAACGAUGCUAUACGAUCAUCCACGGCGGAAACCAUCUUUGCUGCGGAGCCCGUUGCUAUCGAAAUUACCAACUUCCUUGGCAUCCAGGGCACUCUCACUCUAGAUUUCAAGCUUCAUUUUCAGCCCGGUAUCAACUUGAUAGUGGGGCACAACGGGGCAGGGAAAAGUACAAUUAUUGAAGCAAUCGUAUGGUGCCAAUUUGGACAGUGUAUCCGAGGUGGACUUGGAGUAAACGACGUCAUCAAUGAUGUUGCUGGAAAGAACUGCAACGUCCGCCUAACAUUUGCAAACGGAUACUCUAUUUCGCGGUCUCGGAAGCACGACGUGCUUCGCAAUCGUGUAAUUGUAGAGAAGAACGGCGUAUUUCAAUCGCAAUUCGAAGGGCCCGGUGUGAAAAGUACUCAAGCAUCUAUUGAUGAAAUGCUAGGAGUAGACUUCGACACGUUCAUCAGAAUGGUCUUGCUCGGGAACGAGAGUGCUCCAAGCUUCUUGAAUUCUACACCAUUGCAGAAGAGACAGUUGAUCGAGUUAGUUUUAGGCCUGGAGGUUUUGGAUGAAUGCGCAGAGACUUGUAACUCGAUGCUGAGUCAAGUGGAAGAGGAACUAGGAGACAUGCAGUCGCGGCUUGAAGGGGUCACGCACACGGUAGAGCAUCUAAAAAGUCGAAUCAACCAGGUAGACCAGACGUUGAGGCGCCUACAGCACGAAGCAGCGUCUCUAACUAAUGAGAUGAAAAGUAAAGAAAAGAAACAACUAGAAAUUUUGAACAAGAAGGAGCUUAUCAAUAACAAGCUCAAGGAGGACCUCAAGGAUGACCAGGGGUUGCCAGGAUUGAAAUCUGAACUUCAGGGCCUUCAAAAUAAUAUUUCUCCAGCCCAAAAUGAGGUGAACAGGCUCGGCGUCUUAGCCAGGCUCGCUCAAGCCCGCUCAUUUAUAGAUCGUGAGAAAGCCAUCAUUGAGCAAGAGAUAAUAUCUACGAGGAGUCAGCUUUCUCGCCUCCAGGACGAUCUUCAAUACCUUCUUGAAGAGAAUAACACAUUGGAAGUACCACCUCCAAUUAUAGAAGACGAAGACAACAGAGACGACACUAGUAGCGUACGGGGUUUCCUACUGAACAUCACACUUGCCUUUCGAAAAUUUUGGAACCCGAUCCUUCACGCCAUUAGUCCGGGAGCAAGAGAGAGGGCCAGAAUAAGGGAAGAAACCGCUCUUAAGGCCAAAGAAGCUAGGCGACGAUGGGAUGAGCACGUGAAAGCUAUCGUCGCUCUCACUAACAGAGUUGCUGCCACACAUUUUAAAGUAGAGAGUACGACACAGAGUAUAACAAGACUCCCCAGCAAUGUUGCCUCCAAGACUCGCAUGAGCGAGAGUGAUGUUCAUCUAGCUCUGCGGACAUUAACAGCACAGGAAGCAUUAAAAGUGCCUAGCCGGUUGAAUGUAGCCAUAACCGAGCUAAGGGCCCUGACUAAUCGACAUUCUCACCUACAACGUGAAUGCGACAGGCGAGAGCAGGAGCGGUUUCGCAAACAACGCGUCGUCGAAAAUCAAGACAAGGAGAUAGAUAAAAUAAGAAAAGACUGGGCGGAUUCCUCGAAUCGGGAUCGUCUUUUGCUUGCUAGGAAAGAGCAGGAGAUUACCACUUACAAAGGGCUCCUCGAAUCGGAAGCCGAAUCCCUCACCAAACUCAGUCGCCAGCUCGUCGAUUUGAGCAGAGAGGUUACAGACAUGCACUCUCACCGGGAAAUCUUCGCCUUCUGGCAGUUUGCCCUCACUCGCCGCCAAGUGGCAGCCUCGAAAGUUACGUUCCGCCGGCACGUCGUCGGACGCCAUAUAGGCGAGCUCAACAAACUACUAGUGCAGAUCCUGAUGGUCAUGUACCAAGACGCGCAGUACGCGCGGAGCAUGAUGGCCGGCACCCUCGAGACCCUGUUCGAGGAAGCCGACGACCGCGGCGACAACAACGAUCCGGGAGGGAAGGCUUCGGUGCUCGAACCUUCGCUGUCGAUGGCCCCGACGAUCGGCUACUCCAAGCGCAGCGGCGGCGAGCGGAAGCGCGUCGACCUCGCGCUCUUCUUCGCGCUGUUCGUCAUGGGCGAGGCCCGGAGCGCGCACAGCGCCCGCUACAUGCUCGUCGACGAGGCCUUCGACGGCCUGGACACGGCCGGCCAGGCCGCCGUGCUGAAGCUGUGUCGCUGGAUGACGGAGCGCCUGGCCCACGUGUUCGUGAUCACCCACAGCAAGAGCCUCAUCGGCCUCACCGAGGACGAGGGCGAGGGCGGUGCGGAGGGCGGCCUCGGCGCGAGUGUCGUUAUUGCUAAGGCCGGUGAUAGGGGCACCGAGUUUGAGGUAAACGGGACUCGCAUCGGUAGUUCUUCUGAAGACGUAGAGGCUUAGAGGUGUCCGUUUUGGGUAGCGUGGAAAUAUUGCAGUUGGCUACGCGUCACGUUUUGCGAGGACCUUGCUUGCAUAAGGGGCUGAUUGGUAGGCAUUGGAGAUCAUGUCUACUAGGCACCUAUCUAAUGUAAUAGAGGGAAUAUAUCCCCAAAAAACAAGAAUUCAUCCCCAUUCCAAUG
Molecule: messenger RNA, 4088 nt
Organism: Annulohypoxylon truncatum
Lineage: Eukaryota; Fungi; Ascomycota; Sordariomycetes; Xylariales; Hypoxylaceae
Product: P-loop containing nucleoside triphosphate hydrolase protein
Exons: 1
Coding region: 169-3909 (1246 amino acids)
Biological process (GO): double-strand break repair
Molecular function (GO): ATP hydrolysis activity
Source: RefSeq, a predicted model, not a curated record